CCAUGGUGAUGAUGGACCAGGCCGGCAUCACCAAGUUGAAGAGCCCUGACGGCUGCGACACGUGGAUAUCGAUGUACGACAAAGAAAAUUCAGCCAAUUACCACACACACUUUAUUUCAACGCCUUCUAUUUCUGCAAGGUUGCAGGAUAUCCGUCUCUCAAAUGGAGAUGCUGAAGACCGCCUCUUAUUUAUAUAUACUAUCCAUGCACCGAAGGUGUAUUUCGCGUGUUAAACAAUCCCUAGGACGAGCGAUCACUCAAAUUAUAUUGAUGGGUGCCCUAGCAGUUUUUUACUGUUGGGAGAGAUCUUGCUCUCCUCGAGCGGUAGAAGCGGCGGCUUUCUAUCCGCUCCGGGAUUUUCAGAGGCAACCCGACUAUACCAGACCUGCAGACAUAGCUGUAGCAGGAUUAUACAACAUGAACAACAAAGGCAAGAAUGAAUCAAGAGAUUUCCAACGACCUCAUUCAAAUCGGCACCGAAGAGAUGACCGCCGACGAUCUCACAAAGGGUCUUUUAUCCAUCAAACACGCCAAAUUCCUGUCACAAUUGGGUGUGACCGCCCUCAAGGAAUGGCCACAGUAGUGACUACAGCGGCGAUGCCCGAGGCGACGAUCCGGCCGAUGAGGCACACGAUAACUCACAAAGUCACAAUCUUAAACGCACCAAAAGACCGACUUUUAAGCCCUUGCCAGAGCUGUUCCUUUGCGACCAAAAAUGCGAUAAAAAGGCCCGAUCGUUGAAAUUACGAAUUGUCCGCAAAAAUCUCGGCUAAUUUGAUUGGACCGGAAUUGUCCGGCAGAUCCUCGGAGGAGUCGAAUUGUCCG
Ilyonectria robusta is the source of this 825-nucleotide messenger RNA. RefSeq lists its product as uncharacterized. The transcript has a single exon. The record is from RefSeq and is a predicted model, not a curated record. Bases 163 to 741 code for a protein of 192 amino acids. NCBI's taxonomy places the organism in Eukaryota, Fungi, Ascomycota, Sordariomycetes, Hypocreales, Nectriaceae.